Camellia sinensis is the source of this 5241-nucleotide messenger RNA. Lineage: Eukaryota; Viridiplantae; Streptophyta; Magnoliopsida; Ericales; Theaceae. The record is from RefSeq and is a predicted model, not a curated record.
AGAGCCGAGCCGACAGAAGAGUCCUAAUACAAAACCCUGUUCUCAUCAUCUGCUCUCAAAACCCUUUCUCCCAAGUUUUCUCAAACUCUCUCUCUCUCUCUCUCUCAUGAAUUCAAGAAAUUCUCACUUGGCUCAUUGUUGUGUUUUUUGCAAAUCCAUAUGAGAUGUUUAAGAAGAGGUCUAAUUCACACUACCUCUUCUUCUUCUUCUUCAACAACACAACCAGAAGAGCUUUCAAUACAUGUCCAUGUCCUCUUCCUCUUGAACCUCCAAUUCCCUCAAUUUCAACCUCUACAACUGACCACAGAACCCUAUGCCUUUCCCUAAUCGAUCGCCUCAUUCGCCGCGGCUCUUUCUCCUCUGCACAGCAAGUCGUUCAACGAAUCAUUAUGCAGUGUUCCUCACUCCCUGACGCAAUCUCGGCCGUCGAUUUUGUCACAAAUCGAGGUAUGGAGCUUGACCCAUCUAGCUAUGGUGCCCUUAUUCAAAAACUUGUGUGUUUUGGUGAAUAUCAGGUGGCUAAGGAGCUGUAUAUUGAUAGCAUUAUAAGCAGAGGUGUUUGUCCUGAUUCAUUUUUGUUGGAUUCUAUGGUGAUUUGUUAUUGUAAAUUAGGAGAAUUGGAAGAAGCAAAAACCCAUUUUGAUAGGCUUAUUUCAAUGAAAUCUGUUCAUUUUAAAGGGGCUUGUAAUGCUCUCCUUGGGGAGCUCUGUGCCCAAGAUAGAGUCUUGGAGGCUCUACAGUACUUUAGUGGGGUCAGUGAUGCUGGUAGUCUUCUGGGUUAUUGGUGUUAUAAUAUGCUGGUUGAUGGGUUGUGCCUCAAGGGACAUUUAAAUGAAGCCAUGUAUGUGUUUGAUAUAAUGCAUGAGAGAGGGAUUCCAUGUACUGUUCAUUUGUACAAGUCAUUGAUUUAUAGUUUUUGUAAGAGAGGGUGGGUUGAAGAGGCCGAGUUGCUGAGUACAGAAAUGGAGUCUCAAGGUCUUUUUAUGGAUAAAGUUAUGUACACUACUCUUAUUAAUGGAUACAGAAAGAGCAAGAAAAUGAAAAUGGCUAUGAGGUUGUUUUUUAAAAUGCUUAAGACGGGGUGUGAGCCCGAUAUUUAUACUUACAACACAUUAAUACAUGGGUUUGUUAAUUUGGGUUUGCAAGAAAAAGGUUGGAUUUUACAUGAUCAGAUGGAAGAAUUGGGAAUAAAACCAAACGCAGUAACUUAUCACAUUAUGAUUAGAAACUACUGUAAGGAGGGGAAAGCUGAUUGUGCUUUAAUGCUUUUGGAUAACAUGUGUCAAAAAGGUAUAGCUCCGACUGUGCACAGUUACACAGCCUUAAUUUCUGCACUUUAUGAGGAGAAGCGUGUAAUGGACGUUGAUAACAUGUACUACAAGAUGCUAAAUAGUGGGGUUGUGCCUGAUCAUCUACUGUUUUUUACUCUUAUGAAGAUGUACCCAAAGGGGCAUGAGUUUACUAUUGCCCUCAUGCUAUUACAGGCAGUUGCCAAGGUUGGGUGUGGUAUUGACCCUUCUUCCUUUUUUGCGUUUGAUACUUCUGACCCUACUAGAGAUUUGGAGCUAAAAAUUGAGCAUCUGCUGGGGGAAAUUGUGGAAAGCAACUCUAAUUUAGCUCUUGUGGCUUUUAGCAUUUAUAUACUUGCAUUGUGUGCAGCAGGAAAAUCUGAAGUUGCUUUCCUUUGCAUGGAUAAAAUGGUUAGUCUUGGAUGCCGACCUUUGCUUUCUACUUACAACUCCUUGAUCAAGUGUCUUUGCCAAGAGGGGCGUGUAGAGGAUGCCAAAUCUCUAUAUGACCUCAUGCAAGAUCAGGGAAUAGUUCCAAAUCUGGCUACUUUCUUAAUAUUGGUCAAUGAACAUUGUAAGUGUGGUGACUUGGCAUCAGCUUUUGAUUUUCUGGAUCAAAUGGAUGAGAGGGGACUGAAGCCUAGUGUUGCUAUUUAUGAUUCUAUUAUUGGUUGUUUAAGCAAACAAAAAAGAAUAUCUGAAGCACAAGAUAUUUUUAAGUGGAUGCUUGAGUCUGGUGUUGAUCCUGAUGAGGUCAUUUAUGUCACAAUGAUAAAUGCUUAUUCCAAGAAUGGAGGAGCUGUUCAAGCCCAGCAACUAUUUGAUAAGAUGGUAGAAUCUGGCAUCCGCCCAAGUUUUCGUGCGUACACUGCACUCAUAAAUGGGUUAGUCAAGAAAAACAUGAUUGCGAAGGGUUGUGUGUACCUUGAUAGAAUGUUGGAAGAUGGUUUUUUGCCAAAUAAUGUCCUUUAUACAUCUCUUAUCAAUCAAUUUUUGAGGAAGGGAGAGUUAGAAUUUGCCUUUAGAUUGGUUGAUUUGAUGGAAAAUUGCCAGAUUGAGCAUGAUUUGAUCACUUAUAUCACAUUAGUUAGUGGCGUUGGCAGAAACAUGGCUUGCAUCAAAAGAAGUUGGCAUACUCAUAAAAAUGCUGAAAGGAUGAGGGAAGUGUUGUUUCAUUUGCUCCAUCAGAAAAGUUUGGUGCCAUGGAAAAAUAAUUUGAGAAUUUCUUUCAAGUCUCUUGAGGAAAUAAAAUUCAUUGCUUUAAGGUUAAUGAAAAAAGUUGAAGGCACUCGAUUUAUGCCAAAUUUGUACCUGUAUAAUGGCAUGAUUUAUGGACUUUGUUGGGCAAACAUGAUGCAGGAUGCAUAUGAGCAUAUUGAAUCGAUGCAAAGAAACGGUGUGCAUCCCAAUCAGGUGACUUUUACAAUUCUCAUUGAAGGGCAUAUCCAAUUCGGUGAAACUGAUCAUGCUAUUGGGUUGUUCAAUGAGAUGAAUGCCAAUGGUUGUAUUCCAGAUAGAAUGGUGUACAACAGCUUGAUAAAAGGCCUCUGUAAGGCUGGUAGACUACGCGAUGCAUUGUCGUUGUCACAUACAAUGUAUAAAAGAGGGUUUUCUCCUUGCAAGGCUUCUUAUGAAAACCUACUCAAUAUGCUUUGCACCAGUCGUCUGAGUAUUCAUGCUUUGAGGAUAUGUGAAGAUAUGCUUGCCCAUGGUUUCUUACCUUGCCGGUAUAAUCUUAACUCGUUGCUUUGCUUGUUGUCCGAAGAAGACAAAUUGCAUGAAGCUCGAGUGCUACACGAUAUGAUGCUAAAUAAGUAUGUUAAAUGAUAUGAUACUUGAAAGACGAAAAUUUCUUGAUGAAUUGGCAAAGAGCUUUCUGAUUGAAUCAUGGUGUAAGCAAAUAUAACAGGGGUUGGUUUCACAGUGUAGAGGAAAUAUAGGAUAAGAUUUCUGAGAUUGAUGAUAAUGCAGAAAGGAUGUGAAAGGUUAUACAAGAGAUCGAUAUAAGAGAAUCAAAGUUGACUGCUGAAAAAGAAACAAGUAUGAGGUAAAACCUUGUCAGAGAAAGUAUAUGCUCUUUCUUGUGAUCUUGUGAUAUGCUGAAAAUCUCAACACCCAAGAAGAGAAUGCUGAAAAGACUCUGAGAAGUACUGAAGAAUUAAAGCAGUCUAUAGAAGAGAGGGCCUUUGCUAUAAAAAAAUGCUGAAGAUGGAGAAUCUGGUCUGAAAAAGAGAGUUAAGGGACUUUCUAUGAAAGUUUGGAAGAUAACGAAAAGAUUGCCAGGGUGUGUUAGCUGCUAAAAGUAGCAGUAGUGUGGAGGAAUGGCUUGAAGAUCAACUAGGUCAUGCCAAAGUAGCUGUUGGAAAUGCAGAAAGAUUUUGAAAACAAAAAUAAGCCAUUCUGAGAAAGAGCUGAAAGAGAAAAUGCAUCAGUUAUUGGUUAAAGCAUGAAGAAGUUGUUGCCAUUGAAAAUGAGCUCAGUACGAGAAAAAAUGUUGUGGACAAUGUUAAAGUAGCUUUGGAAUCUCUUCCCUAUGCAGAUAGGCAGAUGACAAUCUUACAAAAACGAUCAACUGAGUUAGAGAUGGUGCAGAAGUUGAAAGAUAAAAUUUGAAUUCUAUCUGCAAAAUUUGCUAAUGUGGAUUUCACAUACCAUGACCCUGUGAAAAAUUUUGAUAGGUCGAGGCUGAAAGGUUUGGUUGCUGAACUCGUUAAACUGAAGGAUAGCUUGACAACGACUGCCUUGGAGGUUGCUUCAAGGGGUAAGGUUGUUGUAGUAGACACAAAGUACUGGAAAAUAACUGCUUCAAAAUGGUGAUCUUCGAAGAAGAGUUAACAUUAUCCCUCUAUACAAAAUCAAUCCCAUCCUGUCCUUCCUAAGGCUAUUCUAAAUUUUCAGGUUGGCAAAGGGAAUGCAGAAGUGGCACUAUCUUGGGUAGCAUAUGAUGAGGAGCUGAAGUCCUUGGAGCAAACCAUUGAUCAUUACAAAAGCCGAAAAGACGCUGCCAUAAAUCAAGAGCCAUCGGACAAUGAAGAAGGAGAUGAUCUGCCGAUUCUGAGUUCCUCUUACACAUCACGCACCAUUGAGGACAAAGAAAGUGAUUAGGCCUUCUUCUUUGGAAAAGAUCAUUAGUCAUGACACCACUUUGAGUUAGGGACCACAUGAAAAACUUCACUUUAUGGGGAACAUCCGCUUUCCAAAUUUUCUUAUGAAGGGAGAACAAAGGAGCGGAAGGCUCGUCCAUGAGUUUGCCAAACAAAGAUUUACAAGAAAAAACCCCUGAAGAGGUGAUACUCGAAAUCCUUUUAUCGUUAGAUAAAGAUAAAGAAAUCCCAUCAAUCAAUGACAAUGGAGUUUUUUUAUGGUAUUACUAUCCUUUUGUUGUUCCUUGAAUCAUUGGUGUGUUUAGUGAUGCUGGUGACCAGCCAAGGUUUUGUGCAAGUGCAGUUGAGUGUUAGAAUGUUUCUGGAAUGUUUCUGGCAACUGACUUUCGUAAUGUUAUGUUAUGUCAUCCUGAACCGUGUUUAUCUGGCUAAGAAUGACCAGAAUUCCAAUAAAAAUUCAUGUGUCUUUUGUUUUUGGUUGGAUAACAAACUUGGUUUGGGUUAGUUACAUUUUGUUUUUAACUCAAGGACAGUUGAUGUGUGAUGCAGAGUGCUAUGGAAUUUGCAUUUGGUCCAAACUAUUGAUGUAGUGAGGGAGGAUGGCUUAUGGAGCACCUCUAUCCCUGUUAGUAGGAACUUAACACGCCGGGCUCACAAGCGGGGUUUCACAAAAUGUAUUCAUCAUUCAUUUUGUUUUUAUACCAGUGAGUGAUGUCAGCCAAUGACCUUAUCUCACGAAAUGUACUGAUUCUGCAGAAAGCAGUAUAUUAUGCAUCUUAACUUAUUGACUCUUAUCAUCUCAUUAUCCAUUCAAUUUAUGAACUUAAUAUCUUUGGUGUUAGUCGAAA